CAGCUUUCGCAGGCUUCCACUUCCUUCCAGACCUCUCUCUUUGCUCCACAAAAGGAAGCCUUUCCCUUUCUGCUCCUCGCUACACCGAUCAUCUCUAUUUUCUCCGCACGCAUAAAACAAUUUUGUAGAAGAAAAGGCAAGAUUUUGCUUUCCAUCCAAUCAAAAUCAUAGCGGAAAUCUUGAGCGAAUUGUAAAUACCCGCGGUUAAACAAGUUUUCGUAAUACUCCGCCAGUAUCUUCUCUCUGAACGCGAUUGUUUCAAGGUACUAAUUAAGAAGCAAAGAUGAAUCCUGACAAGUUCACCCACAAGACUAACGAGGCUAUCGCCGCCGCACAUGAGUUAGCGAUGAGUCCCGGCCACCUACAGUUCACUCCUCUCCAUCUUGCGCUUGCAUUGAUCUCUGAUCCAGGUGGCAUUUUCAGCCAAGCUAUUGCCAAUGCCGGUGGCGGUGAAGAUGCUGUGAAGUCAGCGGUGAGGGUGUUGAACCAGGCAUUGAAGAAAAUCCCAUCUCAGUCUCCUCCCCCAGAUGAGAUUCCUGCGAGCACAAGCCUUAUCAAAGCCAUUCGUCGGGCACAAGCGGCCCAGAAAGCUCGUGGGGAUACUCAUUUAGCUGUUGAUUCUCUAAUUCUUGGUAUCUUGGAAGAUUCUCAAAUCUCCGACCUGUUGAAAGAAGCCGGUGUUUCUCCAUCGAGAGUGAAGUCGGAGGUAGAAAAUCUCCGUGGGAAGGAAGGGAAAAAGGUGGAGAGUGCUUCAGGAGAUACAACGUUCCAGGCUCUGAAGACUUACGGGCGUGACCUUGUUGAGCAGGCGGGGAAGCUUGACCCUGUCAUUGGCCGAGACGAGGAGAUACGGAGAGUGAUUAGAAUUCUGUCAAGGAGAACCAAGAACAAUCCUGUUCUCAUUGGAGAGCCUGGAGUUGGAAAGACGGCAGUGGUGGAAGGUUUGGCUCAAAGGAUUGUGAGAGGUGACGUCCCGAGUAAUCUUGCUGAUGUAAGGCUCAUUGCAUUGGAUAUGGGUGCUUUGGUUGCCGGGGCAAAGUACAGAGGAGAGUUUGAGGAGCGAUUGAAGGCUGUAUUGAAAGAGGUUGAGGACGCUGAGGGAAAAGUUAUACUGUUUAUUGAUGAAAUUCACCUUGUCCUUGGUGCUGGUCGAACUGAAGGAUCCAUGGAUGCUGCCAAUCUCUUCAAACCCAUGCUUGCUAGAGGGCAGCUUCGGUGCAUCGGAGCAACCACGCUCGAGGAGUACAGGAAAUAUGUGGAGAAGGAUGCCGCAUUUGAGAGAAGGUUACAACAGGUGUUUGUGGCCGAGCCUAGUGUUCCUGACACAAUAAGCAUUCUUCGAGGAUUGAAAGAGAGAUAUGAAGGUCAUCAUGGUGUUCGGAUUCUGGACAGGGCUCUUGUUGUGGCAGCCCAGCUAUCGAGCCGAUAUAUUACAGGGCGUCAUCUCCCUGACAAGGCGAUUGAUUUGGUUGAUGAGGCAUGCGCAAAUGUAAGAGUCCAACUCGAUAGCCAGCCUGAAGAAAUUGAUAAGCUUGAAAGGCGGAGGAUGCAGCUGGAAAUUGAACUCCAUGCUCUGGAAAAGGAGAAGGACAAAGCUAGUAAAGCCCGUCUUGUUGAAGUAAGAAAAGAGCUUGAUGACUUGAGGGACAAGCUUCAACCUUUGAUGAUGAAGUAUAAGAAGGAGAAAGAAAGGAUUGAUGAGAUUCGGAGACUGAAGCAAAGGCGUGAAGAGCUUUUGUUUGCUUUACAGGAGGCUGAAAGAAGAUAUGAUUUGGCUAGAGCUGCUGAUUUGAGAUAUGGGGCAAUCCAGGAAGUGGAAGCUGCCAUAGCACAGCUUGAAGGAGCCUCUGAUGAGAACUUAAUGUUAACAGAGACUGUUGGACCAGAACAUAUUGCUGAGGUUGUGAGCCGCUGGACAGGCAUUCCUGUCACAAGGUUAGGCCAGAAUGAGAAAGAGAGGUUAGUUGGGCUAGCUGAGCGGUUGCACAAGAGAGUUGUCGGACAAGAUCAAGCAGUUAAUGCAGUUGCUGAGGCAGUACUUAGGUCAAGGGCUGGACUAGGAAGGCCUCAGCAGCCCACGGGCUCUUUCCUAUUCCUUGGGCCUACUGGUGUUGGUAAGACUGAGCUUGCAAAGGCUCUUGCUGAGCAACUCUUCGAUGAUGAAAAUCUACUGGUAAGGAUUGACAUGUCCGAGUAUAUGGAACAACACUCGGUCUCACGCUUAAUUGGCGCUCCACCAGGGUAUGUUGGACAUGACGAAGGGGGACAGCUAACAGAGGCUGUGAAGCGCAGGCCUUACAGUGUGGUACUCUUUGAUGAAGUGGAAAAGGCACACGUCUCUGUAUUUAACACCCUGCUUCAGGUUUUAGAUGAUGGAAGGCUAACCGAUGGUCAAGGCCGUACUGUUGAUUUCAGGAACACCGUGAUUAUCAUGACUUCAAACCUUGGAGCGGAGUACCUCCUUUCUGGACUAACGGGCAAGGUCUCCAUGCAAACUGCUCGUGACCGAGUAAUGCAAGAGGUGAAAAAGCACUUCAGGCCCGAGUUACUCAAUCGGCUUGAUGAGCUUGUGGUGUUUGAUCCUCUCAACCAUGAGCAACUAAGGAAGGUUGCAAGGUUACAAAUGAAGGAUAUUGCAGUACGCCUUGCUGAGAGGGGAAUUGCCCUUGCUGUCACUGAUGCAGCAUUAGACUAUGUAUUGGCAGAGAGUUAUGAUCCGGUUUAUGGUGCUAGGCCUAUCAGGAGGUGGCUAGAGAAGAAAGUGGUGACAGAGCUCUCAAGGAUGCUUAUAAGGGAAGAUAUUGAUGAAAACUCAACUGUCUAUAUAGAUGCAGGGCCAAACGGGAGUGACUUGGUGUAUAGAGUGGAGAAGAAUGGAGGGCUUGUUAAUGCAGUGACUGGUCAUAAGUCAGAUGUGUUGAUUCAGAUCCCCGAUGGGCCAAGAAAUGAUGCUGCUCAGGCAGUUAAGAAGAUGAAGAUUGAGGAAAUAAAUGAUGAUGAAGAGAUGGAAGACUAAAAUCAAUUUUGUCUAGAGAUUAACCACGGCUGAAGUUUGGAUCAUGUAAAUGUUAUAUGCGUUUGUUGGUAUCGGAAUGUAUCUUUCUUUUUGCGUCUUUCUGUUUUCUCUUAAAUGUUUGAAGCGUGGUAGAAUGAUGAUGAAAUAUAAUGGGGAGUUUCAUCCCUUCUCUCUA
Messenger RNA from Carya illinoinensis, 3191 nucleotides. Its product is annotated as chaperone protein ClpB1. The record is from RefSeq and is a predicted model, not a curated record. The transcript has 7 exons. The coding region runs from base 284 to 3016 and encodes 910 amino acids. Gene Ontology annotation, molecular function: ATP hydrolysis activity; ATP binding. Lineage: Eukaryota; Viridiplantae; Streptophyta; Magnoliopsida; Fagales; Juglandaceae. Gene Ontology annotation, cellular component: cytoplasm. Gene Ontology annotation, biological process: cellular response to heat.